CCAGUCACUCAGAGGUUUUCCUCCGUGACUCAUGUGUUUUCACAUGCCUUAGAGACUCAGGUCAAGACCCUUCUGCUCAUUUUGCGGGGUCUCUCCCAACAUUCACUUGAAUGGACAGAAGUACACACAUUUUCAGGACCAGGAUCAAGCACAGAUUCAAGUAAAGCAAAAGAGAAUUUUCACAAGGACACUGUUAAGAGGCGUCCCAUGAAACUAAACUUUGAUGACUCGUGUUCUACAUUAUCUGAAAUCGUAGAUUUUGAAACUAAGGUUAAAGAAGGAAAGAAGCACAAAAAUAGUCACAUGAAAUUAGAAGACGUGUCUGAUUCUGCUAGUGUCAGCAGUGGAUUAACUCAACAAGUAAAGAGUGGAAAAACUGGUAAUCAGCACUGUUCUAUUUCAAUGACCAAAGAUCCUUAUAGUAGGGUUGCUAACAAUGGGAAGAAGACAACCCAAUGUGAUUCAGCAUUUUUAUCAGAAUCUGCGGUUGUAGCCAGUACGAAGCCUGUUGUGAUUCCAGUGAAUGUAGUCGGCGGAAGACACGAACCAGAUAAGAAUGGCACAAGUAGGGUACCUGAGCUACAGAAGAAAGUAGUAAAGGAAAGCCAAAGUGAUGCAAGGUCUUCAGAAUCUUUGGACCUAUCUAUUAGGAAACCUGUUGCUGUAGUUCCAAGGAAUGUCAAUGAUGGGAAACAUCAACCAGAUGAGAAUGUCACAAAUAGGUUUUCAGACAAACAGAACAAGCCAAGCCAAAGUGAUUCAAGGCCUUCAACAAAAUCUGCGGGUCUAGCCGGUAUGAAGCCUGUUGUGAUUCCAGUGAAUAUAGAUGGUGGGAGAUGGGAACCACAUAAGAAUAUCACAAGUAGGGUUGCUGACAAUGGGAAGAAGACAACCCAAUGUGAUUCAGCAUUUUUAUCAGAAUCUGUGGUUGUAGCCAGUACGAAGCCUGUUGUGAUUCCGGUGAAUGUAGUCGGCGGGAGACAUGAACCAGAUAAGAAUGGCACAAGUGUUCCAGACACACAGAAGAAUAAAAGCCAAAGUGAUACGUGGUCUUCAUCAGAAUCAGAAUCUGAGCCACAAGCCAGUGUGAAGCCUGCUGUUAUAUUUCCAGUGAAGGUAGACAGUAGGAGACUUAAACCAGAUGAGAAUGUCACCAGGGUUCCAGACACACAGAAGAAUAAAAGCCAAAGUGAUACAUGGUCUUCAUCAGAAUCAGAAUCUGAGCCACAAGCCAGUGUGAAGCCUGCUGUUGUAUUUCCAGUGAAGGUAGACAGCAGGAGACUUAAACCAGAUGAGACUGUCACCAGGGUUCCAGACACACAGAAGAAUAAAAGCCAAAGUGAUACAUGGUCUUCAUCAGAAUCAGAAUCUGAGCCACAAGCCAGUGUGAAGCCUGCUGUUGUAUUUCCAGUGAAGGUAGACAGCAGGAGACUUAAACCAGAUGAGACUGUCACCAGGACGGAUCCUAGCUUGCAGAAGAAUGUAGUAAAGGAAAGCCAAACUGAUCCAUGGUCUUCACCAGAUUAUGUGGGUCAAGUCAGCGAGCAGGCUGGUGCUGAACUUCCAGUGAAUGUAGAUGCCAGGAGAUAUGACUCAGAUGAGAAUGCCAGAAGUAAUGUUCCUGGCUUGCAUAAAAAUGGAAUAAAGAAGAGCAAAAAUGAAACAUGUAAUUCAGCAGUAUCUGUGCCUAAAGUAAGCAGGAAGUCUGGUGCUUUGCAUUCAGUGACUGGUGACAGCAGAAGACAUGAAUCAAGACAGAAUAAUGGAAGCAAUGUCUAUAAUUUCUUCCUGUAUAGAGUUCCUGGCUUGACUAGAAAAAAGAGAAAGAAAAGCACCUAUGAAAUGAAUAUGCCAACAGAACCUCUGACAGUAACACAUGAGAUAGCUGGUGUAGUAUUUCCAGAGCAAGGUGACAGCAGGAGACAUGAAAACAAUCAGGAUGUUGGAAGGCCUGUAAAGAAAACAUCUAAUGAGAAGAAGGAAAUCAAUCCUACGGAUGACUCUGAUGACAUAACUCAGACAUCCAAAAUAGCCUCAACGGGUUGUGACUCGCUUUACUCUGAACAUGAGAACGUUUUCACUAACGUAUCAAAGGUAUCAAAAUCCCAAGAUUUAAUUUGUUCACAUAAAAGAUUAUGUGAAAUUAAUCACUGUGAACUACUUAAGGAAAAAUAUAGAAAAAUAAAAGCUGAGAAUUGUGCACUGAAAAAGGAGCUAUUAGAAACAAAAGACAUAAACUCACAGCUAAAACAGCAAAAUUUGAAACUAGAAUACUGCUGCUACAAUUUGAGGGAUCGGCUGCGAAGAGAAGAAGAGCGCUAUAGGAGUGGCGCUCAAAUGAAGCAGCAGCUGGAGUCCACACUGUCAGCAGUAGCUGUGGAACUGAGAGCUCUAAGAAAUGAUUUAAUGAAGGCUUCUGAGAGUAAUGAAAGAGAGAAAGAUCCAGUACAUAAAAGCCACACUUUGCAGGACGAAAUCAGUAUGCUAAAACUGGAAAUAAAUACAAUGAAAAAUCAAAACCAGGAAAAAGAAAAGACCGUUGAAAUUAUAAAAGAAAUGAAUGAUUUUCUGCGAAAAAACAUACAACAGAGUGAGGAAAGACUUGCAAAAACAAUAUCCCAACAUUGUGAACAACUUAUUGUUCUAAAGAGUGAAAAUAACUCGCUAAGCACUCAACUGGAACAUGAAAAACAAAAAUCAGAAACACUGAAAACAGAAGUUGAAUCCUGCCAUGGUAGACUGGAUGCUGCUGUACAAGAUCUUGGUCAGAGUCACAAGUCCGAGAGAGACCUAGAACGUCAUUUCCAAGAGACAAGAGAGGAGAAGCUGCGUUUAGAGGAGACAUUAUCUCAACUACAGAGGGAAAACAUGUUGCUUCAACAGCAACUGAAUGAGGCUCGCAACAAAGCUGACAAUGAAGAGGAGACAGUAAUGAAUAUGCGAGGCCAGUUUCAGGACACUAUAAGAAGGCUUCGAACUGAAAAUGAGAAACAAAAAGAAACAAAUGACAAGUUAAUUGAUGAAUGUAAUCUUUUAAAAAAAAGAAUAUAUAAGUAUGAAAAGAAGAAAGCAGCAAGAGAAGCACAAGUAACACCUCAAGACAAUUUGAAACUGUUCAGAGGUACUCAGACUACUUCAAUAAGUCAAAUGGAAGUCAGAUAUAAAAAUUUGGAAACUGAAAAUUGCAGACUGCAAACUGAUUUAGAGUCACAGAGAAUAAAAUCGGGAAAAUACAUGCAACUCUACCUAGAAGAAUCAAAGAUGAGACAAUCAUUGCAAAAUAACGUAAACACGACCAUUGAGCAGCUAAGAGAAGUCAAUACCGAACGUCUUGUGGAGGAAACACAUCCCGAACAUGUAUUCAACGCUCCUCCUCUGAGGCCAUGCCUACCGCUAUCUUCUGCAACAAGUCCACUCAAUAGUCCUAAUAAUCAUUUCAUGCUUGAUAGUUAUCUUAGGACAAGGCAGAAUUCAACAACUUUUCCUACCUUCAACCCAUGGCCUUAAAAUGAAAGCAUAGACACUUAACUAUGACAAGGUUCCCUCUCCCAGCCUGUGCUGACUCAGCCGCCCGCCC
Talpa occidentalis (Iberian mole) is the source of this 3577-nucleotide messenger RNA. Its product is annotated as ankyrin repeat domain-containing protein 26-like. NCBI's taxonomy places the organism in Eukaryota, Metazoa, Chordata, Mammalia, Eulipotyphla, Talpidae. The record is from RefSeq and is a predicted model, not a curated record. The transcript is spliced from 23 exons. The coding region runs from base 208 to 3507 and encodes 1099 amino acids.